Messenger RNA from Anopheles aquasalis, 1077 nucleotides. RefSeq names its product Methyltransferase like 4 (gene Mettl4). Gene Ontology annotation, cellular component: nucleus. Gene Ontology annotation, molecular function: methyltransferase activity; nucleic acid binding. Gene Ontology annotation, biological process: methylation. NCBI's taxonomy places the organism in Eukaryota, Metazoa, Arthropoda, Insecta, Diptera, Culicidae. The record is from RefSeq and is a predicted model, not a curated record.
AUGCCGGCUUUCCGUGAGCUAAACGCAGUUUCUAUUCUGUUAAACCAUCGGGAUAGUGUGGCCAAGCUGUAUAAGGACAAUUUUUACGAUAAGCGAAUCCAAAGUGCUUCCCUGAAUGGCGUACUUUUCGACAUCAACACGCCGUACGACUAUCGAGAGGAUCGACCGGAGAUCCCUCCGCCUAAAAAGCGGAAACGCGUGAAAACAGCUGGUCUGUUUGACGAAAUUACGGCUAAGGUUUCUGAUAAUCUAAACAGUAUUAAGUGCAAACUAGGAGCCGAGCACGAGAAGCACGAGCAAUCCAACAAACCUGCCCUGGAAUUUGUUGAUCAUUUCAAUCUGGCCUUUACCUACAAUGCUGAUAGCUGUUUCAACGGACGAAAUACUUCCGAACAAACUGUCUUCACUGAGCUGGACGGUGAAAGCUUUCUUGUGCCACCGAAUGUUACCUUCUUCAAUGCACCCAUCAGUCGGUUCAACGAGUACCUGCCAGAGAGCGAGAAAUUCGAUUUGAUCGUGCUGGAUCCACCCUGGUGGAACAAAUACAUAAGACGGGUUAAGGGAGCAAACGCACGGGCAAGCUACCGGAUGCUGGCGAACGAGGACAUCGCACAGAUCCCACUGGAACGCCACUUGCACGGGAACACGAUCGUGAUCGUAUGGUGCACGAACGCACCGUCCCAUAUCGAUGCCAUUGCCAGCGUUUUCUUCCCCAAGUGGGGACUCGAAACUGUUGGCGCUUGGUAUUGGACCAAGAUUACAAAGAAGGGAGAUCCAGUGUGUAGAUUCAAAGAGCCCAACGGUAAGCAACCGUACGAACGGUUGUUCAUCGGCUUACCACCCGGUUCUUCGCUGGCCAAAUCCAUUCCCAAGGAGCUAUUUCUCUACAGCAUACCGAGUGCCCUGCAUUCCCACAAACCGCCUCUCUACGAGCUGAUUCGCACAAAAUUUGCCCUCGAAGCACCAAACUGUCUGGAGCUUUUCGCUCGCAGCCUGCACUCCGGUUGUACCUCAUUUGGAAUGGAAGUGUUGAAACUGCAAAAUAAACGCCUCUAUGAACUGGCCGAAGUGGAGUGA